Suillus paluster is the source of this 3052-nucleotide messenger RNA. Its product is annotated as Mechanosensitive ion channel-domain-containing protein. Bases 210 to 2969 code for a protein of 919 amino acids. The transcript is spliced from 12 exons. Gene Ontology annotation, molecular function: calcium ion binding; calcium channel activity. Lineage: Eukaryota; Fungi; Basidiomycota; Agaricomycetes; Boletales; Suillaceae. The record is from RefSeq and is a predicted model, not a curated record. Gene Ontology annotation, biological process: calcium ion transmembrane transport; intracellular calcium ion homeostasis. Gene Ontology annotation, cellular component: membrane.
UCAUAUCCAUGCCCUAUAAGCUUCUGAUAGGCCAAUAAGCACUCGUAACUCCCCGUCACAUUGCACUCACCUUUUGCUCCCAAAGUCUCUAGUCGAGGAGCUGAUCAACUGAUUCCUAUCAGUGCACGGCUGAGAAGACGUAUAUAUCUGUCGGUAAUUGCAGCCGACUGCCCUGUGACGUGAAGAAGCCGAUACAUACAUAUAACACGAUGAGGGAUAGACUCCAUCCUCCACCUUCAUUUGCGCCGCACGACCCUCUCUUUACUUCUGACGACAAUAGCGAGGAGAACCAUCUCGUGAAUUCCACGCCUUCGUCCCUUUACCCACCUGAUCAAAGCACAAGCACCUCCCAGCUGGUGCUGGACCGUUAUCCAUCACAAGAAUCGAUUGCAUACCGUUCCCAGGCCAAUCUGAUGAGCAGCUACGAAAAGGAUGUCGAUUGGCGACAAAAAAGCAGACAGGAAAGUGGGAACUCUCAUCCAUCAGAGGCCGGCGCUGGUACCCAAACAGGGACUCAAAAGCCAUCUGUCCAUUACCACGAGGAUGUAAAUUCACCACCCGCUACUGGAAGUUACUUUAACGGCUUUCCUAAAUCAGACUCACGUCAAUCUUCAGAAGAUGAAGAUGAGGAAGAUGAAUUCGAUUGGAGCGGGGACGAGGAUCUCGACAAUGAGGAAGCUAAGUUCGAGAAGAAAAUGGGUGUAAAAAUCAAGCCACGUAGCUGGGGCAUUAUCAGACUGGUUACUCUACUCUUCUCCUCACUCAUUGGGUCCACUUUCCUGGCGGCGGUCCUGGCGACUCCCGCACUCCUUGUCCAUUUCUUCUGGUACAAGCCGCACCCAACGGACUACAGGCACUAUGUGGACAUCAAUAUCGAGGCAUGGCUCUUCUGGGCAGCAGCGAACGUCGUCAUUUCUUGGGCUCUCGCAAUGAUCAUUGACAUCGUACCUGCUAUCAUACGUGUGGUAAUUGCUGUCACAUGGGGUCACGUCUCAGAAAGCGUCAAAACGAAGCUCGAGUUGUAUGCCUCGAUCAAGGAUACUAUCAAACCUCUAUUCUAUGCCGCGAGCGCCUGGCUCAGCUGGACCAUCCUGUUCCAGAAUAUCUUCGCGCUGCACGACUCGUCCGGAGUCCAGAGUUAUGCUUCGUACACGGAUCGUGUUGCCCAAGUAAUUGAAUUCCUGUUCUUUUUUACACUAGUGAUAUGCAUUCAAAGGAUGCUCUCCCAUGCUGUUGCAUUCGCAUUCCACAGGACUGCGUAUAAGGAACGUCUGGACGAAGUCAGGAAAGCCCUUCAAGUGAUAGAAAAGCUUCGCAACUACAAGCCCAAAUCAUCAUCCCGUCACAAGUCCAACCACACCCCGAUGUUUGCGACCCUCUCUGGGCUUAUGCCAUUCAGCGAAAAGGAACAUUUCAAUCUCCUCAGCAGCAGGCUGCGCUCGGAGAGCUCCGUGCCAAGCGAAAAUGACGAUGCGGAUAUGGAGGAUGGGGCAGCAAAGGCGAAGAAGAGGAAGGGAAAGGGGAAACAUAGGCAGCGCAACACGGCCACCUUUAUAGCGUCAGAAGACCUCGAGUCCUAUGGUACCACGCCAGAACCAGUUGGUUCUGUUGCCACCACACCAGCUACUCACUCCCCGGUCGAUAAGCAUACGACUCACAAAUACCCACCUACCCCUGCUGGCCAGCGUUCUGUUUACCCGCAUAAUGAUGACCCAACUAUAGUCGUUCAAGCAGCGAAGGCAUUCAAGACUGCUGUACUGCAUGAUGCCCGUAAUAUCAAGGGCGCCGAUGAUGAGCUUGAAGCGCUGGUCUUCAGCGUGGGCUCAGCACACGAAGCAAAGCGUCUUGCCAGGGCGAUAUACAGGACUUUUAGAGAUCGCCGACGUACCUACCUCGUGCCCUCAGACUUCUACCCCGCAUUCGCUACGCGGGAUGAGGCCAAGGAAGCUUUCCGCGUUUUCGACAAGGACAACAACGGUGACAUAUCGCGGCCUGAGAUCAAGUCGGAGUUGCUUCGCGUGUACAAGGAACGUCGAUUUCUGUCGCGCAGCAUGCAUGAUGUUAGCGCUGCGCUCAAAACUCUCGAUCAAAUUUUGCUACUCUUCGCUCUCGUCAUCUUGUUUUUCAUCUCGUUGAGCAUUUUCGGUGUCAAUGUGACGCAGUCCUUGACGAGUGUAUAUUCCCUCGGUCUUGCAGUCAGCUUCAUCUUCAAGAACUCCGCGAGCAACGUAUUCGAUGCCAUCAUGUUCUUGUUUGUAACUCAUCCCUUUGACACUGGUGACCGAUGCUUCAUAGAUAAUGAGAACCUAGUUGUUAAGAAGAUGGGCUUGUUUGCGACGGUAUUUACUCGAUCAGACGGUACUGAAACAUAUUACUUCAACAGUCAGCUCUUCACGAAGUUCAUCACGAACGUCCGCCGCAGUGACAAAAUGGCGGAGUCUUGUACAAUCCAAGUUACUUGGCGCACGCCACAAGAAAAGCUGGACGCGCUUGAGCAAAGGCUGAACACAUGGCUUUCCACUGAGGAGAACAGGUGGUUCCAGCCGACUACAUCAGUCGUGUUGCAAAACAUCAGUUACCAACGCUAUCUGGAGUGUACUAUUGGCAUCUCACACAACUCAACGUGGCAAGACUGGAGCCUCCGGAAUGCGCGCAGGACCGCCUUCCACGCUGCAGUUCAACAUUACUGUCGGGAGCUAGGGAUUACAGCGUAUGAAGCACCCAUGCCCAUCGCAUAUGCAGACGCUGGCAUGCAACGAUACGAUAUUCCUCAAGAAGCAGUCGUCUCUGAUGUUCGUUCUCCUGACAGCCCACAUUCCCCGGAUGCGGCUACAAAGAGCUUCCUUGGUUUCACACCUCCGCGAGAUCAAAGCGUUCGUUUAGCACGACACUUGACCCGCAUGCGCAGAAGCAAGAGUCGCAAAGCAGCUGUGCGGGGGGUGGGCGCGGACGGGGGUGGAAAUGGCUGAGCUUUAAUCUUCCUAUAUCUCGACCAUGUAAAACGGUUUGUUCGGACACUUCUAAGUAAGAGUAUUUAGUACUUUGCAUCUUU